Molecule: messenger RNA, 2634 nt
Organism: Fopius arisanus
Lineage: Eukaryota; Metazoa; Arthropoda; Insecta; Hymenoptera; Braconidae
Product: nuclear pore complex protein Nup93-like
Exons: 2
Coding region: 92-2524 (810 amino acids)
Biological process (GO): protein import into nucleus; poly(A)+ mRNA export from nucleus
Cellular component (GO): nuclear pore
Molecular function (GO): structural constituent of nuclear pore
Source: RefSeq, a predicted model, not a curated record
GCGGCAAAUGAAUUGUCGUGAUGCCGGGUUGAGCGUUCGUUCGAGGUUAUGAAGUGAUCUGUAACGUGACUAGUGUUUGAAAAUCGCAAAAAUGGGUGAUUCGGACUUCAACGAGCUCCUGAGAUCAGCUGAACAGCUGUCCGCCGCUGUCGAGGGUUCUGGGGAGCUUCCCCAGGUCGAGAGAAAUCUCAGACAGAUUUUGGAAGCUUCCAACGAGCUCUGGUCUCGUGUCACCCAAAGUGGCACACAGGAUACCCAAGUGCAAGCGCACCUGCUGUUGGGCUCCCGAGGUGUCGAUCUGCCCCAGAUCUCUCAGAAACUGAAUUCUCUCAGUGCCAGACGGACCUUCGAGCCUCUAGAUCCAAUUGCUGACACGGAUAUCGUCAGUUAUUUGAGGAAUGAGAAGGAAAAUGCCAUUUUGUCGAUUAUUGAACAGGUCCACAAGGAUACCUUUGAGCUUAACCGAGUCCAGCAAAUGGAGCACAUGCUCGGUGAAUGGAAGCAGAUGCGUUUUGAGAUAAUAAAUGCUAUGACAGCCCCCUCAGGUGAGCUGGUGGAUCUCCGGGGUAUACCCCAGCGUACAAAAUUAGCAGGCUCGAUGGUCUCGGGUCUUUCGAACAUCGAGACAGCUUACGCCAAGGAACUCCAGACAUACAACGAUCACGUCCUCAGGGGUAUCUAUCGUCCCAGUCUCUUCAAAGCUUUCUCUCGAGCUGCUGAAACCUUCAACGAUAAGAAAAUUCUCGAUAUGUGGAAUAUGGUGAAGGUGAUGGUGAGCAUCCCCAUGACACCACGAGGAGACCAGAUUAAAUCACGAAGUAGUCCUGAGGUCGAGCAGAUGAUUGUCUCGCAGGCUCGUAAAUACCUGGAGAAUCGGUACAGGGACUUUAUGAAUUCAUUGGUGAACGAGAAUUUGGCGCAGGCGAAGCGUGGAGGGAUUCCUGGGACAGCUCCUCUGGUGAAGAGCUUCGUGGGAAUAAGAAUUCAGAACAUGAGGGACCUGGAGGACGCACUUGUGGACGACAGACCCAUUUGGCCUGUCAUUUACUACUGUAUGAGAGCUGGAGAUUUCACGGCUGCCCUCCAGUGCCUGAACCAGUGCUCCUCGUCAUUCCAGGAGUUUCGCCAGGCCCUCGAGGAGGCCUCGAAGGACUCCCAGAGGCGUCCCACAACUCGGGGAGAGUCCAUCGUAAAGCUCCAUUACAGAAAACACGUCAGGUCUUCGACAGAUCCUUUUAAACGAGCGGCUUACUGCGCCCUCGUCCCCUGCGAGCCCGACGAUCUCCACUCGGAGGUAAUCUGCACGGCUGACGAUUAUUUGUGGCUGAAACUCUGUCAAGUCAGGGAGCAAACCGAUAAUGAACAUAAACUCACUCUCGAUAGUCUCCAGACAACUAUUUUGGAGGUUUAUGGAGAGAGUUAUUAUCACGCCCACGAGCAGCCAUUCCUCUACUUCUCAAUGUUGUUUUUGACUGGACAAUUUGAGGCAGCAGUCGAAUUUUUGGCUAGAGGAGCUGGAGCCAGGCAUCUGCCACAUGCAGUUCAUCUGGCAGCUGCUAUGCACGAGCACAGUCUCCUGGCAGCUUCCCAGAGUGUCUUGGCACCACUGAUAACCGUCGAUCCAUCUGACAAACCCCCUGCUAAACGUCUCAAUCUGGCUCGAUUAAUUCUCCUCUACGUCAAACGAUUCGAGAGCUCAGACCCCAAGGAGAGUCUUCAUUAUCUCUUUUUACUGAGAUGCAUGAAGGAUCCUCAUGGGAGAAAUAUGUUUGCUGCCUCUGCUGCGGAGAUGGUGGUGGAGGCAUCACCCCAGAAUCGAGCUCUUCUCGUUGGAAAAAUUGACAGGGACAGGCGGCUGCCUGGUGUUCUCGAUCAAUUCCAGAUUAAUACUGACGAUGUAAUUAAUAUUUGCGCUGAGACUUUAUACAGGAAGGGACUCCUGGAGGACUCUGUCACUAUGUACGAUCUUGCUGGAAAUCAUCAGAAGGUCCUUGAGAUCAUGUGCACACUGCUGGCACAGGUUGUCAGCCAGAAAAACGCCCAGGGCUCGCUGAGGAGUCGAUUGCAAGCCAUCGCCACUGACAUCAGCUUGAGAUAUCAGGGGAUUGCUGUGCAGGUGCCAGCGGAAUUAAUUGCUGCAUUCUACACGUUGAGAGAUCUCAUGGUGUUCUUCGAUCAAUUCCACGACGAACAGCAUCAAACGGCCUUGAGGACUAUUGCUGACUCGAAAUUACUUCCUCUUCAUGUCAGGGAGGUGGACGAGAGAGUUACGGCCUUGAGGCGAGUCUCUCCAGAAGUCGCUGGGACUCUUUCUGAUGUUCUUCUGGCUACGAUGACCAUCAUCUACAGGCAGUACCAGAAGAUGAGGGGGUCUGAGCCCGGGGAUGAAGUCGCUCGGGAACAGCAACUCAGAAAUUUGAGGGAACAGGCUAGGGCCCUCACCAGCUUCGCUGGAACGCUACCUUAUAGAAUGCCCAAUGAGACUAACAGUAAACUCGUGCAGAUGGAGAUCCUCAUGCAUUGAGAAUUUUUUUUGUAAUUCUAUUUAGGGUAAUUUGUGAAUUUUCUUAUAAUAUUUUCCUUAUUCAUUUUGUAAGUUCGAGGUUCUGUUGGUAAAUACACGUGAAUUCAUAA